UAUCGGUUCGGUUGGGUUAACAGAUCGUCUCUCCUGCGUAUUUAUCGCUAUUCUGAAUAUAGUUUGGCGUUUUUAAGCAUUAAAAGCAUGUCUGAUGUCUGCCGUCUGUCAAGGUCACGGGUGUUGAUACAAAAUGGAAGUUUAUUUGUAUUAGGUGUUGGUGCACCCUUUUAUAGAGCUUGUGUAGUCAAAUAAAUCGGCAAAAUGUCUCGUAAUUACACACGAGACCACCUUAAGAUAUCUGUAGCGAAAAUUUUACAAACGCUAGGAUGGAACUCGAUAAAUUCAACACCGUUGGAGAUUUUAACCGACAUUUUAGGGAAUUACAUGGGCCAGAUUACCAGGAACACAAACAGCUACGCAAACGAAUUUGGGUGCACCCAACCGAACUUGGACCACUUGGGUCUGACCUUUAGGGACAUGGGGAUCAGCGUCCCGGAGCUGGAGGAGUACGUGAGAUAUGUUAAUUUUGCUGCGGCGCCAAGCGCUGUCCCCAAGUACCCCAUACCCAAGGAAGACCAUUUGAAUUUUCUAAAACCAGGCAGCAAGGAGGUGGUCACCAGACCGGUCCACAUACAUGAACACCUACCCCCCAUGAACCCACUUUUAGAAGGUAAUAGAAAUGAAUUAGAAGCGAUCAAUUGUAAAGUUGAGGAACUGGAAGACACCAACCCUGAAAAUUCCCAAGUUUUUAAAAAACCGGCCGACAUAUCACCUUCAGAGUUCAAACGGCCUAGUUUCCGCAGAGAAGAAGAAGGCAGUCGGCCGACAAGAGAAAUAAGCAGUGUGAUGAUGACAACUUCUGGGUUUCUAUCCCCAGCGCGAGAAGGCAAAUUACCUGAAUCCAGAACCCCAAUUUCGUCCAUAGACCCAAUGGGUCCCGUAAACCCACCCCAGGAAACCAUCGAUCUGAAUAAAAAACCGACGAAAGUCGUCAAAAAAGUUGAGAAAAAGAAAUUCAAGCAGGAAGGAAACACGGACCCGGCUCUAGCGGGCAAAAACAGAAUCAACUCAAUGAAGUGUAUACUGAAAUCGAAGCAACAACAGAAAGCGCCCAACAAGGUCCUCAACCCCCUGGCACACGACAUCUCCCAGCUGCAGAACAAAGCAAACCAAGCCGCUAAGAUCAGCAAAACCUUGGCUGCAGCCCGGCUUAAAACGGAGAAACUCAACACUACGAUCACCCCCAUUCCCAUGCGGCCCAACAGCCCCCAAGUCUUCCCACCUGAGCACGACAACGUCGACAAACUCUUCACGGAGCCCGACAAGAAAAAAGUCAACAUAUUUAAGAAAAUAUCAAACGUGAAGAACGAAAAAACCGACGUUAAAAUAAAAAAAGACGAUAUUAAACAAGAAUCGAGGGAAAGCUCCCCCGACUUGAUAAUCGACGAACCGGACGAAGUCCUCCCCAAAUUCACCCACUUAUCAAGCGACGUGACCAUCGAACCCAUCAAUUCCUCGGCCCAGAAAAGCCCAGAAAAGAUGGACACGCCCUACUUUGACGAUGACUCCCAACCGGGGACUCCCUCAACCCCCAAAACCCCCGAAAUGAUCUCACACAGCCCGCCAAUAGUCAAGGAAAAACGCAAGCGGAAAGACAGCAAGAAGAUAAAGAGAAUUCAGAAAAACCAAAGUCCGCAUCGGCUAGACAACGAUACGAUGGACAUGGACAUGGAGCGGCCCAAAACACCGGAAGCCCAAGUGUUACCCAAAAUGGAGUUUCCGCCAACUGUGCCCGUUCCCAUCCCCAACCACGCGCCCCUGGCCCCCAUCCCCUUCCCCUUCAACUUUGGAGGUCCGGGAUUGAUACCAACGCCUUUGGCGAACCCACUGAUCCCCCCACUGCCGUUUCCGCCCAUGAAUUUGUACAAUUUUGGGCAAAAACCACAUUUGUCUUCAUUCCACCAGAAAAUCGAACCGCCGCCGCCGUCAGAUGUUCACGUGGUGGAAGAUUCCCCAUCUCCCCCUGGCAAACUAGGGGAGAAACCGCUUUCUAACGACACUUCUGAUCCCGGCUCACCAUCGUCAAAGUUGGAAAAGAAGAACAAGGAACACAAAAAGGAAAAGAAAGACAAGAUCAAGAAACGCAACAAGAAGGAUAAAAUCAAAAACAAGGCCGAAAAGAAGAAGUUGAAGGAGGAGAAGAAGGAGAAAAUCAAAAAAGAGAAGAAGGAGAAACGCAAUAAGGAGAAGGAGCUGAAAGAGGGCGACUCUCCAGGUGUGAAAAUCACGCUCAAGCUGAAAUCGCCGUCGCCAAGUCCGGAGCCGUCGGAGACCCGGAAAUUGAACAUUAAGCCGAUUGUGAAGAAGGAGGAAGAGGAUGUGGUUACGAGUAGCGAGGAUAGGGUGAAACGGGAGACGUCGCCCGGUUUGGCCAAAAUCUCGGCUUUGGUGUGCGGACCACCUAAACCUAAGCCUGUAAACCCGCCAAAGACCGUGCAGCCAGCUUUCAAUGACAGUUAUCCUAGUUCCUCUUCUGAUAAUUUCGUAAACCAAACGAAGAAAACCAUGCUAAAACCCAUUCCUAAAAUACGAACAAAAGAAAUUAGGAGAGAGAUUGUUGAUGUUCCAAUAGUACCACCAGCUCCUCCUUCCAGAUACAUUCUGAAGAGACAGCACAGGAAGAAAUGCCAAACACACCAGCGGCUAGAACUGGUCCUGGACCAGGUAGGCCCAGAAUCCAUCCCAUCAAACCAAAACCUUCUAAGCCUAAAAAACGCCGAACACCCGUCAAGAAAGACGCCGACGGGAACGAGGUGUGGAUUUGCCCCGGAUGUGGGAGCCAGGAUGACGGCAGUCCGAUGAUUGGCUGCGACGGAUGCGACGCCUGGUACCAUUGGGUUUGUGUGGGGAUUCAAGUGCCGCCCGACGACAGUGAGGACUGGUACUGCAGACACUGCUUACUGAAGAAGAACGAAGACUUGCAGAGCGACAAACAGAAGAAGAAGCGCAAGAAAAAGGAGAAGAAGGAACAUAAUUGAGCAAUAGGUUUCCAAACAAGUAACAGUAAUUGUGAUAAACUAGAAAAUUUAUUUGUAUUUCGCCGUUUUUAACCUACACCUAAAUUUUUUUUAUUUAUACCACCAUUUUUGUAUAAUUUGCAGCGAUUUGUAUAAGUUGGGAUCAUUGUAUUAAUUUUUUACGAGUAAUUUAUUGUCUGAAUAAAGAUUGUUACUUAA
Molecule: messenger RNA, 3179 nt
Organism: Tribolium castaneum (red flour beetle)
Lineage: Eukaryota; Metazoa; Arthropoda; Insecta; Coleoptera; Tenebrionidae
Gene: Taf3
Product: TBP-associated factor 3
Exons: 11
Coding region: 205-2805 (866 amino acids)
Biological process (GO): positive regulation of transcription by RNA polymerase II
Cellular component (GO): transcription factor TFIID complex
Molecular function (GO): protein heterodimerization activity; transcription factor binding; p53 binding
Source: RefSeq, a predicted model, not a curated record